GUUUACCUUUGUUUUGGUGGCGGAGGGUUUGUUAGUUUAAAUACCGAGUUUUAGUGAAUUCGAAAGUAUAUGGAGCUGGACUUGGACUAAGACAAUUUAGUGCUUGGAAGUUAUGGUACAGAUGUUUUCGGUGCUAUAGAUGUCUUCAACGGUAUAUAUCAUCGAAUCGACAGAUUCUCAGUGCACGUCGUGAGGCAAUUAGUACGAAUCUUUGUGUUGAGUUAUUCAACCUGUUCCCCGAACCUACCAACCAUUUGAAAUCAAAAGAAAUAUGCUGAAGACAAUGGCGUUCUGUUACAUUUGUUUCCUUUUUGCCAUUGUUGGUGUCAUACUGUCGAAUUCAAGAAGCAUUUCCGACACUGAGGACAUUUGUGACGGUGUCUGCUGGAACUGCUUAAAUUGCAGUGGACGGACUGCUUGCACGAAAAGGAGAAAAUGCCACCAGAAGAUGUGUGAUGAUGACAGACACGGUUUAAUGUUUAAGGAAAACUGCUGCUUCAGGAUCCAUAAAGAUUACAUGACCUCGAACUGCAAAAGGAUAUGCUUUUCAGGUUUAGUUUUGAUGCACAUAAUCAUAAAAGUGUAUUAUAUAGCAGUGUAUUUAUAAGCUUGGCUUACAAGCGAGUUUAAAAAAAAACUACAAAUUAUCAAUUCAAUUUGUCGUUGUUCAUUCUUAGUUGAAUAAAUACUGAACAAGUACAUAAUGUUUUAAUUGUUUUCCGAAUUGCAUUUCAGAAGAUGAAAAGCUGCAGUUAAUGGCUGAAGAAAUCAUCAACAUCCGUAGGCAGCUAGGAGAAAAAAAUAAACAGUUGGAGACAAGAGACGGCGAAAUAAAAGAGCUUAAUAAAAAAAUUAAAGGUUUCACAGAAAAUGUCAACAAUGACAUUCAGUUUUGUAAAGAGGCUAAAACAACAGACGAAACAGUGGUACGCCAACACGACGAAGAUUGCCCAGUGUUUUGUCCACUUGCUGUAUUCCACCUUUGUGUCAUAGUUAUUAUCAUAGCUGUAGUAUUUAGAGAGAAAAUAUCCCAAAUUGUACUUGUCGUAUGGCUUCGAGAGAAAAUAUCCCGUCUUGCUUUUUGUUGCCAUAAACAAUUUCCAAAAUGUCCUGCAAUGUGGAAUCAAUCAUGCAAGGAUUCAAUUGUAAAGAAAAAGACAGGGAACCAUAACGAUGAUGAAUCAAAGCCUUUUUUUGAUGAUCACGGUCUUCAAAUCGGAAGAGAUAACAAAGUUAAACACAUUAAUGAAUUAGUUGAACGUAAUAAAGAGUUAAAUCAUACCGACGUAGCAAAAGAAAAGCAGACAAACGAGACGACUGUUUCUGCACAGAUAAAUUCGCAAAAUGAGUAUGAUACAAAGGAUGGGGCAGUUUAUAUACAAAGCUUAGACAGUUCUAAUAACGCUCCAGAGAAUAUAGUUAAUAUAUCAGAGAAAGUACUAAGUGGUGACUGUGAUGGUAACGCUUUAGAGAAUGCAGCAAAUAAUGAUGCAGAGGAAAGUCGGGAUAAUGCAGAAAAUGAACACAGGCGGGGCAUUUGUAAAAACGAUGCAGAGGAAAGUAAGGAUGAUGUAAUGCAUACAGAUAGUGGUGACAUUUUAAAUAACUCUGCAUUAAGUGACGAAAGUUCUAACAACCCUACGGAUAAGUUUUCGGUGGAAGAAAGUGGUAGUGGUGUUGAAAUAGAAAAUAUUAGUGCUCCUGUAGCAGAUGUUUCCGACUCUUGGGGACAAAAUGCAUUAAACAGGGUGAAACUUGAUCCUCCAUCUGCUUCAUGUGGUCUACCAGAUCAACAAGACGAAAGGAAUACACCAGACAAUACACGGAUGAACAACGGCAAUCAGGAUAAGGAAGAACAUAUAAAAAAUGGCCAUAAAAGAGAUGAUGUACUGCCGACCGACAUGACCACAUGCCAUCUCAAAAUGGAAAUUUAUAACGAGAAAUAUACCAAUUCCAACACUCUGCCAAGUCAAUCAGAAGAACAAUUAUAAUGAUACUUCCGACCUUAAAAACACGAUUAUAAAUCCCAAGCUUACUUCGAUGUAUAAGUGAAAGACACUUAAAUAUUGUUAUUGAAGCAGGAUGGUUGCUUAUGCGUUUUGAGCUUCUUAUUCGAAAAAAGGAUAGCUAUACUACUCACCCAAGCCUCUGCCUCGGCGUCGGCGUCGGCGUCACACCUAGAAUAAGGUUUUGCAUGUAAGCUCCUUUAAAUCAUUAUCUCAGCAAAAUCAUAAUCUAUUGCAUUUUAAAUUUAGAUAUGUUUUCCCAAUUAUCCAAUUGACUGAAUGAAGAUAAUGUUCAAUGAGUUAGAUGCACCUUUUACUGUUGAUGUUUUAAGUAGAGAUAUAAAGACGUCAAAUCUAAGUCGAAGUGUUGGGCCCGAUAAAGUUUUAAAUGAGUAAGAUUUGAUAUAAAUCAGAAAUGACAUAUUUUAAACAAUGUUAUCUUUGUUGUACAAUAAACCUUUAGAAAUUG
Molecule: messenger RNA, 2475 nt
Organism: Mya arenaria
Lineage: Eukaryota; Metazoa; Mollusca; Bivalvia; Myida; Myidae
Exons: 11
Coding region: 756-1991 (411 amino acids)
Source: RefSeq, a predicted model, not a curated record